AUGGAUGGCUCAUAUUUACUUGAGGGUACCGUAAAAGAGCCAGACGGCCUCCUCGUGAAGAUCAUCUCGCGCGUGCCAUACAAGUCCACCUGCUGCUGCAAGUGCGUCUCCACGCGCUGGCGCGACCUCUUCUCCCACCCGGACCACCGCAAGAAGAUGCCGCAGUCCCUCGCCGGCUUCUUUUAUGAAGGUUAUAACAGAAAUCGCUUUCCCAAGGAGGCUCGCUAUUUCACCAACGUGUCAGGGGAAGGUGACCCUCUCAUCGACCCGUCACUCUCCUUCCUGGCCAAAUGCGAGAGCCUUGCCAUUCUGGAUUGCUGCAAUGGCCUCCUCCUCUGCCGCUGCGGGAAGGCGACUGAUCCCAAUACAAUGGAUUAUGUGGUGUGCAAUCCCGCCACUGAGAAAUGGGUGGUUGUGCCCGCCACUGACUGGUCCUGUAAGGUGAGUGUUGCUCGCCUGGGAUUCGAGCCGGCCGUCUCCUCGCACUUCCAUGUAUUCGAGUUUAUAGAUCAGAAGACCUGGGGUAUAGAUGACGGCAAGCUAAAUAACCACUGA
Messenger RNA from Triticum aestivum (bread wheat), 555 nucleotides. RefSeq names its product F-box protein At5g07610-like. Lineage: Eukaryota; Viridiplantae; Streptophyta; Magnoliopsida; Poales; Poaceae. Gene Ontology annotation, molecular function: protein binding. The coding region runs from base 1 to 555 and encodes 184 amino acids. The transcript is spliced from 2 exons. The record is from RefSeq and is a predicted model, not a curated record.